Clonostachys solani is the source of this 1602-nucleotide messenger RNA. Lineage: Eukaryota; Fungi; Ascomycota; Sordariomycetes; Hypocreales; Bionectriaceae. The record is from the annotation of a GenBank genome assembly.
AUGCCCGAGGUUGACGGAGUUGCCUCUCCAGGCCGUCUCCUCCUCCUCUCCAACCGUCUCCCCAUCACCAUCAAGCGUUCUGAAGAUGGCAGCUACUCCUUCUCAAUGUCGUCAGGUGGUCUUGUUACUGGUCUGAGUGGCCUGAGCAAGACCACUAGCUUCCAGUGGUAUGGCUGGCCGGGCCUCGAAGUUCCCGAGAACGAAGCCGAAGACAUGACCAAGCGCUUGAAGGACGAGUACGGUGCCCAUCCCGUGUUUGUCGACGAUGAGCUCGCUGAUAGGCAUUACAAUGGUUUCUCAAAUUCCAUUCUGUGGCCCCUGUUCCACUACCAUCCCGGUGAAAUCACCUUCGACGAGUCUGCCUGGGAUGCUUACCAGGAGGUCAACCGUCUGUUUGCCAAGGCUGUCAUCAAAGACGUUCAGGAUGGUGACCUGAUUUGGGUCCAUGACUACCAUCUGAUGCUCCUCCCCCAGAUGCUCCGCGAAGAAAUCGGCAAUACCAAGAAGAAUGUUCGAAUUGGAUUCUUCCUACACACACCAUUUCCGAGCAGCGAGAUCUACCGCAUUCUCCCUGUACGUGAGCAGCUCCUCACCGGUCUCCUCGACUGUGACCUGAUCGGCUUCCACACCUAUGAUUACGCCCGCCACUUCCUGAGCAGUUGCUCGCGUAUUUUGGGGACACCAACUACACCCAAUGGUGUUGACUGGAAGGGUCGCUACGUCACUAUUGGAGCGUUCCCCAUUGGAAUCGAUCCCGAAAAGUUCGUCGAGGGCCUCCAGAAGCCUAAAGUCCAAGAGCGCAUCGCUGCGCUCAGCCGUAAAUUCGAGGGAGUCAAGCUUAUCGUCGGUGUCGAUCGUCUUGACUACAUCAAGGGAGUCCCUCAGAAGCUUCAUGCACUCGAGGUCUUCCUUACAGAACAUCCAGAGUGGAUCGGAAAGAUUGUCCUUGUGCAGGUUGCUGUGCCGUCUCGCCAGGAUGUCGAAGAGUACCAGAACCUUCGCGCUGUUGUCAACGAGCUUGUGGGCCGCAUCAACGGAAAGUUUGGCACCAUCGAGUUCAUGCCCAUUCACUUUCUCCACCAAUCUGUCUCGUUUGACGAGCUCACGGCCCUCUACGCCGUGUCAGACGUCUGUCUGGUCUCCUCCACUCGCGAUGGUAUGAACCUUGUAUCCUACGAGUACAUUGCCACUCAGCAAAAGAACCACGGUGUCAUGAUUCUCAGCGAGUUCACCGGUGCUGCGCAAUCCCUGAACGGCAGCAUCAUCGUCAACCCCUGGAACACUGAAGAGCUUGCCAAUGCGAUUCACGACGCCGUCACGAUGAGCCCCGAGCAGCGCCAGGCCAACUUCCGCAAGCUUGAACGCUAUGUCUUCAAGUAUACUUCUGCGUGGUGGGGUGCCAGCUUCGUUGCUGAGAUGAUCCGUAUAAGUAACAAUGCUUCGUCCGGCGCCUCGGGCGGUGUGGUUGGCCUGGGACAGAAGAUUCAGCACGCUGUUGAAGGUGUUGAGAAGCUCGUCGGCGGCUUAGUCAAAGGAAAGACCGAGGGUGAACAGCCAGCAGGGGCAGCAGCCGAAGCACCGGCCGAAGCACCAGCCUCGUAG